GCCGGGACUUACUCCUUACAAAGGCCAAUGCAAAGACACUAAAGUCUGUGUAAAUCAUUUUUCUUUUGCUAUAAUAAGUGUAAAAUCUAGGGUUGGCAAUGGUUGCCUGACGGGGAAAUGAUUAUUCACAUGGAAUGAACCCAGUACAAAAAGAAACCUCAAUGGUAGUUGGUACCAGGAAGGUCCAGAGCAUGCCAGACUCCUGUGAACACCAACAUUAGCAAAAGGGAGGUACAGAUAUAUACAAAAUACAAAUAAAUAAAGGACCCAUACAACUUAAUCUAAGCAACUAAAGUUCAGACAGAAAUAUAGACAAAUACAACAUAACUGUGCCUAAAGUAUAUAGAAUGAAUGCACAUAGUGGUAAUAGUGAGGGCUAGGAACUUGGUUUAAAAGCUUGCAUUCUAACUGCUCUGUUUUUCUAAUGAAAGUGUAAAAGAACAUUUAAAGGUACAGGAUGAAUAAAAGUUGCAUUACCUUUAGGAAACUGGUUGUGGUGGUUCCGAGAGGCAUAGCAUUUUCCAGUCUUAUUCCAAUGACUAAAUGAUGGCAGGGCUGGGAAUGAUAUGAGGGAGAAGUGGCAUGCCCUCAGUAUGAGAGAAGAUGAGGAGUGCCUUGUGACUUGUCUCUCUCUCUUCCUCGACACCCCCCAUCAGAACUCCCAUCCGAUUUGUAUGUUAAUACAGUAUCUUUUGGUUUGCAGAGCUCUCAGCUGGGAGAGGCUACACUGGCUAAUUUCUCCAUCUGCGCUUGGUGAUUGGGUUAAAGGAAGGGCCAGUGGCUGCGGAGAGAGUGCAGCUUGUUUACCUCCUCUAGGCAGAGAUCAGUAGAGCAUUAAGCUUUUAAUUGAGGUAUAAGUGUAUCAUUUGGGAAGGUGAACGAAUUGGAGGCCAGUCGCCUCUCCAUCAGAGGCAGCUCCAAGGAUCCGGGAACAAAUGCAGUCGCUCUGCUAAAUCAGAUAGCGAUUUCGGGAGACGAGACAACAAGCCGUAAUCAAGAAUGCUUUUGGGUGCUCCGGCCCAUGGUGGUCCUUUGUUGGCUUCUCUUGGCUUCCCCAGUCGGCCCCUCCAGACCCACCUGGACAUCAAACAUCUUCUGACCUUCAGAAUUAAUGGAGUGUCUCCUCUUAGCCUCUUCCCCAACUUCAAUGCAAUGGACCCAGUGCAGAAAGCUGUUAUUAAUCACACGUUUGGUGGGCCUACAGCCCAGAGGAGGAGGCCGUUUAUAUCCUGUAAUAUAUGUCAUCUCAGGUUCAACUCCCUGAACCAGGCCGAGGCCCAUUACAAAGGGCACAAGCACGCGAGGAAGCUCCGAGCAUUGGAGGGUUCAAGGCACAAACAGAAGCAGCGCAAUGGCAGUCGAGAAAGGACAUCGCUGCCCCUGCUGGACACAAAGAGAACGACGGAUUCCCAGGACCCCAUUGAACUUAAUGAGAUUUCUGGGGAGUGUGAGGAGGAAGCAGAGCACAGCCCGUUACCCCCAACCCCAGAACCUGCCCUGGAAGAACCAGACGAGGAGUGUGUAUCCCCAGAUGUGUCCGACAGCUCAACUGAACCCCUCGACUCCGCUGCUCCAAUAACCCCAGACAGUCCAGGGAAAGGCUCGGAGGAGAGCAGUGUUUGUACUCAGGAGAGUGAAAAGGAACAGAAGAGUCGGGAGCACUUGUAUUGCACCAGCUGCAAAGUCACUGUCAAUUCCACAUCCCAACUGGAAGCUCAUAAUGCUGGUGCAAAGCACAAAUCCAUCCUGGAGGGACAAACCACCCCCCCGAGGAGAGGCAGGGGCAAAGCUCUGAACAGGACGGGCCGCAAGCCAAAAAGGAUCGGCAACAAAACCAGCGUUGGGAUCCACAAUAAGACUUUCCACUGCUCCGUCUGUGAAAUUCACGUCAACUCCGAAACACAACUCAAACAGCACAUGAGCAGCCGGAGGCACAGGGACCGACUGUCGGGGAAACCCACGAAGCCGAAAUACAGCCCCUUUAGUAAAUUACAGAGAAGUGCAGCGUUAGUGACCCGCCUGGCUCUACACAAGCACCUCACUAAGACUCUGGCCGCCCGUUUUCUCCCCAAUCCUAUGACUCCGCCUACAGUCUGCGCCCUCCCCGGCCCCCUGACACUGCGCCCGGCCACGGCAGCCGCCCUCUUCCAGAGCCCUCUGAUUGGACCAGCUCUGUUCCGUAGCCCCACCCCUUCUCUGCGACCGCCUCCCACUCCCAUAAUGUUUGCUCCAUAUUAGGGUUCAGCCCCAUUUGGGAUUUUACAAAUGACUGUGGGGGGUCGGUGGGGUUCCUGCAGCAAUAUGAACACUGCUUCCUCCUGGGGGGGCCAAUUAUAUAUGAUCAUCGCUUGACAUGUGACCUGUGGGCUCCACAAUUAGCUGCUGGGGCCACUGAGGCCUUGGACGGAAUGAAAAUCCAAUAUUGGGAGAGAAAUAAGAUUGUCAGAGCCAUUGGCACCAAGACAAACGGGUAACGACUGUGAGAGUUGUGCCAAACACUGACACUUUAGCUACAGUCCCGUGUGCUCAACAAAUAUACAGACCCCUCUGCAAUACAUUCGACUCUUCCCAAUUCUGUGCAGCUGCUCGGCUGCAGGUGCUGGGAGUUGUACGAUUCAGAGGUGCUCUCCUUGCACUCACAAAGGCUAUUGCUGCACACUAUACACAACACUAUACACAACACUAUACACAACACUAUACACUAUACACAAUAUGUAUACACAACACUAUA
This is a messenger RNA of Xenopus laevis (African clawed frog), 2731 nucleotides long. RefSeq names its product zinc finger protein 385C. Bases 1000 to 2238 code for a protein of 412 amino acids. The record is from RefSeq and is a predicted model, not a curated record. NCBI's taxonomy places the organism in Eukaryota, Metazoa, Chordata, Amphibia, Anura, Pipidae. The transcript is spliced from 8 exons.